AUGGAGCCGCCAAAGAGAGACGACGAACACAUCGACGGCCGCCGUGCCCGUGAACUCUACCGAUUUUUCCACCCCGAGCGUCCACCUUUGAAGAGCGUCAAGAAGUCGUUUUCGAGCGAAGCGUAUUCGCCGCCAGUGAGCAACGCAGAUGGAUCCCUCCCGGCACCCGUGUCGCCGGCAUUGCUGCCUCAACCCGCAUCCCCGGCCAACUUCGGUCCCGUCUCCUCGUUGCUGCCGGAGGGUUUGACUCUGGGCGACCCCAACACGACGUUGACCUCUUUCGCGCACCUAGCAGCUCUGCGAUUGAAUGUGGAGCGUGUACUAAUUAGGUAG
This is a messenger RNA of Aspergillus melleus, 333 nucleotides long. RefSeq lists its product as uncharacterized. The record is from RefSeq and is a predicted model, not a curated record. NCBI's taxonomy places the organism in Eukaryota, Fungi, Ascomycota, Eurotiomycetes, Eurotiales, Aspergillaceae. Bases 1 to 333 code for a protein of 110 amino acids. The transcript has a single exon.